Prunus armeniaca (apricot) is the source of this 564-nucleotide messenger RNA. The record is from the annotation of a GenBank genome assembly. NCBI's taxonomy places the organism in Eukaryota, Viridiplantae, Streptophyta, Magnoliopsida, Rosales, Rosaceae.
AUGCUAAAAAAAAUUUGCUGCUGUUGCUGCAUCCUUGUUGUAAUACUUGGUGCCCUCAGCGGCACUGGUUGGUUCGUUAUCCGGCAAUUCAGCCCCUUGAAAUCGGUCAUCUACAAUGUCACCGAUGCCUCACUGACCCGAUUCAACCUGACUGCGGCCAACAACACCAUCCAAUACAAUCUAUCCCUCAACAUGACUGUUGAAAACCGUAACAAAUGGAAUGACUUCCACUACGAAAAUUUUGAAGCCGUUGCUAGUUAUAAGAACCAGGAUUUGAGUAAUAGUAGCUUGGCCCCCUUUCUCGUAGGGCACAAGAAUUCGUUUGUAUUGACUCCAUCGUUCGAGGGGCGGCGACUGGUGGCUCUUUCGAAUGAUGAGGUUUCGAAUUUUAGGAAUUCUACAGUUUUCGAUAUCGUUUUGAAGCUCAAUUUUAAGUAUUGGACCAAGAUUGGUGCGGUCAAGAUUGACAAGGAGCUCCAAAUGGCUUGCUAUUUCAAGGUUCCAUUGAGUUCUGGCGGAAAAUCAGCUGAAAAUUUUGAUAGCACCAAGUGUGAUAAGGCUUAA